CAGCUAUAAAGUGUAGCGGGGCUGUGAGUCACUGUGGCCGGACGGAGGCUGACGGAGCUCCGCGGUGUCUGUGGAGAACACGGCGCACAUGUUAAUAACUGAAACAGACGAGGAUUAUAAAGAAAAAAAACAUAUCGAGCAACAACAUGGAGUCCAAACGGCAGAGUGUGGUGAUGGAGCGACUUGUGAACGAGCUUGGUUCGCUGCUGAAGAUGUUGGACCACGAGACGGUCAGUCCUGCCACCGCUGACAAGAUGGCCUCCGUACGAAACAUCCUGGACUCGCUGUCGCUGCCAGUCAAUGGAUCAGAUGUCUACAUGAACAGCUGUCUCUAUGGCAACGGCACCAGUUUUGUCGAGUCUCUGUUUGAGGAUUUUGACUGUGAUCUGCACAUGCUCAGUGUAUCUCCAGUGGAGCAGAAAGAGCACAAAGAGGAAGAGGAGAAGACCCAUCCUAACAAAUCUACACCGACUGACACGCCCCCUCCUCCACUGCCAACCACCCCCCUCCCUGACGACUACUACGAAGAGGCCGUCCCUCUGGAUCCUGGAUCCACCCCUCAGUACUUCACCACCAACAUGAACACUUCCAGGAACUCUGUUGAAGACGCCUACUACGAAGAUGCAGACAAUAACUAUCCCAUCACCAGGAUUAACGGGCCGCCCAAAAACUCCUACAACGACUCUGAUGCUCUGAGCAGCUCCUACGAGUCUUACGAAGAGGAAGACGACGAGGCCAAAGGGCGAGACCGACCUCAGAGAUGGACGGCUGAGGAGAACCCAGACGCACCAGUUAGAGACUGUCGCAUCUGUGCCUUCCUGCUGCGAAAGAAACGCUUUGGCCAGUGGGCUAAACAGCUGGUUGUCGUCCGAGACAAUAAACUGCAGUGCUAUAAGAGCAUCAAAGAGAGCACUCCCCACACCGAGCUCCCGCUUAAUCUGUGCAACGUCAUCUACGUCCCGAAGGAGGGACGCAAGAAGAGACACGAGCUGCGCUUCUCGUUGCCUGGAGGCGAAGCGCUGGUGCUGGCUGUUCAGAGUAAAGAGCAGGCGCAGCGAUGGCUCAAGGUAGUGCAAGAUGUUGGCAGCCAAUGUAGCAACACUGAAGGACUGGAUGGAUCCACUUCUCCCAUCAUACAAAGGAAGCUGGAGCUUGACAAGGUGCUGCAGUGUGAUCGUCAGGCGUCAGACUCAGACAGUGGACCAACAGCAGACAUCCAGUCCACUGCACCCGGGCCAGGACCAGGACCAGGACCAGGACCAGGACCAGGACCAGGACGGGACACCACUGACACACUCAACAGGGGGAAGCGCGGCGCGUUCUCAGAGCUGACGGGGUCGAUGAGCCGGGCAGCAGGAAAGAAGAUCAACCGGAUCAUCACGUUCUCCAAACGGAAGCCUCCUUUAGCUGGAGAGCACAUGUCGUCCUCUGGUCACCAUGACAACCCGCGCAGUGGCUACCUCAGCGUGUGUCUGAGCGGCUCGUGGAAGGAGCGCUGGUGCGUGGUUCGAGAUGGAAGCCUUUACCUGCAGAAGGACCCUGGAGACCAGCGGCCGCCAGUCAUUGUGGUGCCACUGAAAGGUGCAGAGGUGGUGCCGGGCGGCCUCGGCCCCAAGCACCCCUUCUCCUUCUGCAUCCUGCAGUCAGGCAGCGAGCUCGCUUCUCUAGAGGCCAGCUGCUCAGAGGAUCUGGGCCGCUGGCUGGGUGUGUUGUUUGCAGAGACCGGCAGCACCACUCUCCCUGAAGAGCUCCACUAUGACUACAUCGACGUGGACACGCUCACUGACAUACGGCACGCCGCCAGAAACUCCUUCCUAUGGGCCACCACCACUGCAGCUUCCUCCAGCAGCGCCUCAACAGACUCCAGGACAUAUGACGAGGUCUACGAGAGCGUGGAGGGGGAUGUUGACAGCAGAGCUGGACAGGUGAGACGUCACGCCUCCUUCUCCAGCAGAGACUCUGAAAAAACUGAGCAGCAGGCCGCCGUCAAGAGACACGCCUCCAAUGUAAAUCAGUAUGCGCGGUAUGGGAAGACGCGUGCAGAGGAGGACGCCCGGCGGUACCUGAAGCAGAAAGAGGAGCUGGAGAAGCAGAAGGCAGAGCUGAGAAACGAGCUGAUAUCCCUCCGCAGGGAGAAGAAGGAGGUGAAGGAGGAGAUGAAGAGCGACACAGGUCAUAGUGUGGAACAGCGGUUAGCCAAGCUGGAGUCGCUGUGUAAACAGAAAGAGGAGGAGCGGGUGGAGCUGGAGCUCAGACUGACGGAGGUCAAAGAGAACCUGAAGAAGUCAUUGGCUCGAGGAGCACUGGGUCCUCCCACCGACACCAAGAUCAGCACCAAGGCACAGGGCAGUAAGGUUGAAAAAGUUUACAACGAGACUUUGCCAGUGAACUCGGCAUCAGAGCUUCGAAAACGCCCGCCGUCUCUUUACGCCUCGUCCAAGGGGAACGUCAUGCAGAAAGCGAAGGAGUGGGAGUCGAAGAAGGCGACCUAGAUCGAACACGAACGGAUCGACGGGUGGAUUCACAGGGAGAAAAAACCUGAGCGGUGACGGGAGGAUGUGUGAACGAGGCAGAUGGAGAGGAAGAUAACUGGCACUUAGAGGAAGAAGAAGAAGAAGACGCAGAGGAGGAGAAGAUGACAGACUCUGAUACAAUCUCUCCUCGUCUUACCUGAUAAGAAAAAAGAGGAAUGCUUGCAAGUACAGGCAGCGUGACGCUGCGUCCACCGCUGUAAAUACGAAUGACUGAUGCAUCAGUACGGUGUUGACGUAGAUCACUAUGGACAUGAAAUAUUAAUGUUUGUGUGAGUUUGCAUGUGUGUUUACAUUUGCACAGGGCUGCAGGAAGUGAAAAUGUGAUUCAUUCAUAGAAAUGUAAAGCAAAGGGAGAGUGUGGUUCAUAAACACUGUGAGUUCAGAGUUACAGGCAGGACGUCCUACCUACACCCACUGACUUUAUCCCUUUUCUACUAAUGUAAAAUGAUAAAGACGUUAUUAAUAUUACCUUAAGUUAUCUUUAUUAGUGAGAGAAGUAUCCCACGUCUCAUGGAAAACAUAUUGAGUAUGACACUGUUCAAACCAAUGAGUAAAUCUUUAUUAAUGCAAUGUGAAACUUUUGGUUUUUAACCAUUAUACGUGUAUUUUUUUUUUCAUAUUUGCCUUUUUGCACUUUAUCUUGUUGUAUUUUGUAAUUACACAAAUGUCUUGGAAAUUAGCUUUAGCAUCCCACUUAGCAGAGUCAUUGGAGGAUAAAUGCCCGUGUCCACUUUCAUCACAGAGAUAUGAACAAACACACAUGUUGGAGUAAAAGACGACUUUAGCAAGAAA
Molecule: messenger RNA, 3326 nt
Organism: Acanthopagrus latus (yellowfin seabream)
Lineage: Eukaryota; Metazoa; Chordata; Actinopteri; Spariformes; Sparidae
Gene: afap1l1b
Product: actin filament associated protein 1-like 1b
Exons: 19
Coding region: 147-2492 (781 amino acids)
Cellular component (GO): cytosol
Molecular function (GO): SH3 domain binding
Source: RefSeq, a predicted model, not a curated record